GGUGAUCCCAACUUCCGGUGUAACGGGAGAAGCGUUUCACACGAUUACGCUGACCAGGCCCAUCGUUACACACCCGCAGGUAGUUGAACGGGGUUUUUGGUUAUAGUCAUGGCUUUGUAAUUCCAAAUAAAUAACCUUAGUAACUUUUAAAAAGGAAAUAGACCACAUAGCGUUGGACGCUGUUUUGACUAAAGGUAACAUCGUCUGAGCGACGGGUUCAAACGUUACCCAGCGACUGUCAGCUAGUUAGCUAGCUAAAGACGUAGCGAACUACUCGCCACCCAAGCACCUCUAAAUUGGAUCCUGGUGUCUAUUUCAAGAUGUCAACAGCGGGAUUCAACUCUCAGAAUGGGACUGGGACGGGACAGAAUUACCAGAAUGGUCCAUCACAGAAUCCAGUUGCCCUCCAGCAGAUGCCAGGAGUCACCUACGGCAUGACUCACCAGCCAGCCUACAAUCCAAUGCAGCCCAAAGCCACCGCGUCCCCUGCCCCUGGACUGUACCCCUCCGGGCCGUACCAGCCUGUUCCCCCAGUUAGCGCCUAUCAGCCAGGCCCACCGCCCUCAUCUUACCCAUCACCUCCAGGCCAACCUCUGCUUUCCAGACCACCAAUACUAGGCCCUCCAUCCCACACACCCCCUCAGUCUGCGAGCCCCAGCCCUGGUCCCAGGCUACCCCCAGCACAAGCCACACCUCCUCCCCCUGCUGUGUCCACUACCAGCUACUACCCCAACCCUCAACAGCCUAUGGCUCCAGCAUGGCAGUACAACACAGCUACCCCACCAGUGGGGCCGGCCACCUCCAUCAGCUCGCACCCCAGGGGCCCUGUGGCCAACCACGUGAAUCAAGCUGCAAGCAUGAUUUCCCCUCCACCUCCGUCGUCUGCAGCUUACAGCUCUGCACCAACAGCGCACAGUACCACCCAGCUCUCAGGCCCCGGAAUCCCACUCGCCCCUACACACGGAUACACUCAGCCAGGCACUGGACCACCACCGGUGAAUCCUGUGCCUCCCAACACCUACCAGCCAGGCAGACCUGCCUAUGGAGCUCCACCCACAGGACCACCACCAACCAUGAAACCCACACUACCUCCCACUGGACCCCCAAUGGGAAAUGCCACACCUCCACCACCCAGGGCAGAUGGAACCAUGGCUGGCAACGGCCCACAGGCAUCAAACAGCUAUAAUCAUGUUGACAACAAGAUGGCUGGCUUGACCCAGCCCGGACCACCUGGGCACUACUUGGGCCACUACCCUUCCCUCCCUCCUGGAUACCAGAACACCUCAGGCCCCCACACAACUCCCCCCAUGCAUCCUGGCAUGGCGGCUGCCCAACAGCCUUACACCCAAGCACCUCAGCCAUACCAGCAGAUGCCUGGUGGCCCAGGCCCAGCCCAGCUGAGCCCAUCAUUGGCAUCCAUGAGCCUCCAGUCCAGCACCCCAGAAGCCCUGAGAGUGGUCAACCUGUUGCAGGAGAGAAACCUGCUACCACCAAACCCAGUUCCCGCACCCACACCCUGCCUCCCCCAGGACCUGCAGAAGAUCAACUGCAACCCAGAGGUCUUCCGGUCUACACUGACCAGUAUCCCUCAGACCCAGUCUCUGCUCAAUAAGGCCAAGAUGCCCCUGGGCCUGCUGCUCCACCCCUUCAAAGACCUAUCGCAACUUCCUGUGGUGACAUCGAGCACCAUUGUCAGGUGUCGGUCCUGCAGAACCUACAUCAACCCCUUUGUCUCUUUCCUGGACCAGAGAAGGUGGAAGUGCAACCUAUGCUAUCGAGUUAACGAUGUCCCAGAAGAGUUUAUGUACAACCCAGUCAGCAGAUCAUACGGAGAACCACAUAAAAGACCCGAAGUCCAGAACGCCACCAUUGAGUUCAUUGCUCCUUCAGAAUACAUGUUGAGGCCACCCCAGCCUGCUGUUUAUCUCUUCGUUUUGGACGUGUCUCACAAUGCAGUAGAGACGGGCUACCUGAAUGUGUUCUGUCAGUCACUGCUGGACAACAUCAAUGCGCUUCCUGGAGACUCGCGGACAAAGAUAGGCUUUAUAACUUUUGACAGCACCAUCCAUUUCUACAACCUCCAGGAGGGGCUCUCCCAGCCGCAGAUGCUCAUCGUAUCCGACAUUGAAGAUAUUUUUUUACCAACACCAGACAGCCUUCUAGUAAACCUCAACGAAUGCAAAGAGCUAGUGCAGGAUCUGCUGAAGAGCCUGCCAAAUUUAUUUCAGAAGACAAUGGAGACCCAGUCUGCUCUAGGCUCAGCUCUGCAGGCAGCCUUCAAGUUGUUGUCACCCACCGGUGGGCGCAUGUCUGUCUAUCAGACCCAGCUGCCUAACCUUGGUGUGGGGGCUCUCCAGUCCAGAGAGGACCCCAACCAGCGGGCAUCUGCCAAGGACAUCCAGCACUUAUCCCCAGCGACAGACUUUUACAAGAAGCUGGCUCUGGACUGUUCGGGCCAGCAGGUGGCUGUGGAUCUGUUCCUGCUCAGCGCUCAGUACUGUGACCUGUCAUCGCUCGGUUGCAUAUCCAGAUUCUCGGCAGGGAGCGUUUACUAUUAUCCCUCCUACCACCACCAGCACAACCCUGCUCAGGUGGAGCGCUUCCAGAAGGAUUUGAAGAGAUAUCUUACAAGAAAGAUUGGAUUUGAGGCUGUGAUGAGGAUACGAUGCACUAAAGGUCUGUCCAUCCACACGUUCCACGGAAACUUCUUUGUGCGCUCCACGGACCUGUUGUCCCUCCCCAACGUCAACCCGGACGCCGGCUUUGCGGUGCAGAUGUCCAUCGAGGAAAAUCUGGACGACAUGCAGGUUGUCUCCUUCCAGGCCGCACUGCUCUACACCUCAAGCAAAGGAGAGAGGAGGAUCCGCGUGCACACUCUGUGUCUUCCCGUUGUCAAUUCUCUGUCGGAUAUCUUUGCGGGGGCGGAUGUUCAAGCCAUCUCUGGACUUUUGGCUUGUAUGGCUGUGGACCGCUCGGUGACCGCCAGUCUUAAUGAUGCAAGAGAUGCGAUGACCAACGCUGCCAUCGACUCGCUGACGUCGUACCGGCAGUCUGUGUUGACCAUCCAGCAGCCAGGCCUGCUGGUUCCAGCCUGCCUCCGACUUUUCCCCCUCUACAUCCUCGCCCUGCUCAAACAGAAAGCCUUCAGAACCGGCACCAGCACCAGGUUGGAUGACCGAGUGUUUGCCAUGUACCAGCUGAAGUACCAGCCGCUGAUUUACGGCAUGUUGAUGAUUCACCCUUCUUUGUACCGUGUUGAUGAUCUGAAUGAUGAGGGGGCUCUGAACAUUAACGAGCGGACCAUCCCCCAGCCUAAAGUGCUGCAGCUGUCUGUGGAGAAGCUCAGCAGAGAAGGCGCUUUCCUCAUGGAUGCUGGACUCGUGAUGUACCUGUGGAUCGGACGUAACUGCCACCUCAACUUUCUCACACAAGUACUGGGAGUUCCAAACUAUGCUGCCGUGCCUGAAAACCUGUUUAUCCUCCCAGAACUGGACACUGCAGAGUCACAGAGAACCAGAGCUUUCAUUGGAUGGCUCAGGGAUCAGAGGCCCUUCUUCCCCACUCUGCACAUCAUCAGGGACGAGAGCCAGCUGAAACCACAAUUUAUGCAGAACAUGAUCGAGGACCGGACGGAGUCGGCCCUGUCAUACUACGAGUUCCUCCUCCACCUUCAACAGCAAAUCUCCAAAUGAUCCUCUGUGAGGUUGCUCGAAUGAAGAAAAAAACCUGGAUCAAAGACAUGCAUCGUGUGUACGUGUGUGCGUAUAAAUGUGUAUAUGGGAACGUGUAUGUGUGUGUGUGUGUGUG
Messenger RNA from Menidia menidia (Atlantic silverside), 3807 nucleotides. The record is from the annotation of a GenBank genome assembly. Lineage: Eukaryota; Metazoa; Chordata; Actinopteri; Atheriniformes; Atherinopsidae.